Colletotrichum godetiae is the source of this 1026-nucleotide messenger RNA. RefSeq names its product DNA-binding protein. The record is from RefSeq and is a predicted model, not a curated record. Gene Ontology annotation, cellular component: cytoplasm; kinetochore; nucleoplasm. Gene Ontology annotation, biological process: mitotic spindle assembly checkpoint signaling. NCBI's taxonomy places the organism in Eukaryota, Fungi, Ascomycota, Sordariomycetes, Glomerellales, Glomerellaceae. The coding region runs from base 182 to 940 and encodes 252 amino acids. The transcript is spliced from 5 exons.
CCAAAAAUCAAUCCCAAAUCUCAAUCUCAACCCCCGAAAGUAAACAAACUCUCCGUCGUCCUCCUCCCCGGUAACGCCGCCUCCCGGGUCCAACAUCACCUCCGUCCUCCGUCUCGACACCGAUAUCGAUAUCCGAUACCACCGAUCGACAUCGCCAAUUGAUACCCCGAGAUCUAUCACGAUGGCUCCCGACGCCAAACCUGCCAAAGCCAGCAAGGCUAGCAAGGCCGACAAGUCAGAGAAGGAGGACAAGUCCAAGGUGCACAAGCUCGCCCUCAAGGGAAGCGCAAAGCUCGUGGCAGAAUUCUUCCAAUACUCGAUACACACCAUCCUCUUCCAACGAGGUGUCUACCCGGCAGAAGACUUCUCAGCCGUCAAGAAAUACGGUCUCAACAUGCUAGUCUCCUCCGACGACCAAGUCCGAGCCUACAUCAAAAAGAUCAUGUCCCAACUAGACCGCUGGAUGCUCCGCGGCAAAAUCUCCAAGCUCGUCAUCGUAAUCACAGACAAGGACACGGGCGAACACGUAGAACGCUGGCAAUUCGACGUCGAAAUCUUUGGCCGCCCCUCCAAAUCCAAAUCCUCAAAGACGUCUUCUUCUUCUUCCUCCUCCAAGACCUCCUCAAAACCAACAGACCAAGAAAACGCAUCCCCCGCCUCCGCGGAAGACGCAACCCCCGAAAAGACAGAACAAGAAAUCCAAUCUGAAAUCGCAGCCAUCUUCCGCCAAAUCACCGCUUCCGUCACGUUCCUCCCCCAGCUUAACGGGGACUGCACGUUCAACGUCCUCGUCUACGCGGAUGCGGACUCCGAGGUGCCCGUCGAGUGGGGCGACAGCGACGCCAAGGAGAUUGUCAAUGGCGAGCGCGUUCAGCUGCGUGGGUUUAGCACCAGCAACCACCGCGUUGAUACCCUCGUCAGCUACCGCUUAGCGGAGUAGGAUUUGGGGGUUGUUGUUGUUGUUGUUGUUGUUGUUGUUGUUGUUGUUGUUGUUGUUGUUGUUGUUGUUGUUGUUGUUGUUGUUGU